Molecule: messenger RNA, 1311 nt
Organism: Chlorella variabilis
Lineage: Eukaryota; Viridiplantae; Chlorophyta; Trebouxiophyceae; Chlorellales; Chlorellaceae
Exons: 11
Biological process (GO): chromosome segregation; peptidyl-serine phosphorylation; intracellular signal transduction
Cellular component (GO): nucleus
Molecular function (GO): ATP binding; protein serine/threonine kinase activity
Source: RefSeq, a predicted model, not a curated record
CUGGCCACAGCCAGCGCCCGCCAGGAGCGGGAGAUAGUGCACCAGCGGCUGCAGGCCUCGGCGCCGCGCCUGGGAUGCCUGGGCGUGCGGCGGCGCGGAAUCGACGUGCAGGAGGUGUGGGAGGAUGGGCAGGCGUUCAAGGAUGUGCACGCCAAGCUGCGGGCGCUAGCCGAGCAGCGGGAGAGCAUAGAGGCCGCGCGCAAGGCCACCAAGCGGCGCCUGCCGCUGCCCGGCCAGGCGCUGCCGGCGGAUCCCGGGGCGGCGGCGGCUGGGGGCGUGCUGCACCCGGAUGACUGGGUGGUGCAGGAGGAGAUCUUCAAGGCGCGGCUGGCGGCGUUGAAGCGGGAGGAGGAGCUGCUUCGUGGCGAGCUGGCACGCCUGGAGGCAGAGAAGGUGGCGCACAUACGGGAGCUGAAGAGGGCCAAGGACGAGGAGGGCAGCCGCUUUGCGGGCUUCCCCGUGCUGCACAACCGCUACCUGCUCAUGAACCUGCUGGGGCGCGGCGGCUUCUCGGAGGUUUACAAGGCCUUUGACUUGGUGGGCCUGCAGGAGUGGACAGAGAUGCGCAAGGCCAGCUACGUGAAGCACUCGGUGCGGGAGUACCAUAUACAGAAAGGGCUGAAGCACCCCAGGAUUGCCUCUCUGCUGGACAUCUUCGAGAUAGACAACAACACCUUUGCCACGGUGCUGGAGCUGGUGCAGGGCGGCGACCUGGACGCUUACUGCAAGCUGCACGAGGCACGUGCCGCUGGCGCCGGCGCUGGACUGACGCUGCCCGAGCGGGAGGCCAAGACGAUUGUGGCCCAGAUCCUGUCUGGCCUGGUCUACCUCAACACCAAGCCCCGCUCCAUCAUCCACUACGACCUCAAGCCCGCCAACAUUCUGUUCGACCGCAACGGGGAGUGCAAGAUCACGGACUUUGGCCUGAGCAAGGUGGUGGACGAGGGGCAGACGCAGGGCAUGGAGCUAACGAGCCAGGGGGCGGGCACGUAUUGGUACCUGCCGCCAGAGUGCUUUGUGGUGCGCCACGACGCCGCGGCGCCCAUGAUCAGCAACAAGGUGGAUGUGUGGAGCGUGGGCGUCAUCUUCUACCAGAUGCUGUUUGGGCGGCGCCCCUUUGGGCACGAGCAGAGCCAGGAGCAGAUCCUGCGCAACGAGGUGAUGCUCAACGCGCGUGAGGUGGCCUUCCCCGCCAAGCCCGCCGUCUCGGCAGAGGCCAAGGACUUCAUCCGAAGGUGCCUGGCGUACCGCCAGGAGGACCGCAUGGAUGUGCUGUCGGCGGCGGCCCACCCGUACCUCAGCUUCAAGAAG